Molecule: messenger RNA, 5913 nt
Organism: Linum trigynum
Lineage: Eukaryota; Viridiplantae; Streptophyta; Magnoliopsida; Malpighiales; Linaceae
Source: the annotation of a GenBank genome assembly
UUAACUGGAGCCGAUAGUACAUAUCUCUAUGAGUAUGGAUGUGUUGUAUUUGGUAUUCCUCUCUCUAUGGACUAAACCUCCUUCUCACUUGGGUAUGAAGAACCUUAGUUCCAUGUGUUACGAAUCUUGCUAGUAGUAAAUUGAUUAGGUUAAGAGAGCUUCAUUGAUUAAUAGUAUUAAAUUGAUUGUGCGAGAGUCAAUCAUUCCACUACUUUGUACUGGAAUUCAUUCUAAAUAGUGGAGAUCUUUGUGAAUUGCCUUAACAUUCAUUCCGGUGAAGGUUACUUGUCUACCGAGUAUUGUGUUUGAGAAGACUUGGUCAACUUAAGAGAUUCCAACCUAUUAUCGAAUCUUCCGCAUUUUAAUUAAUAGUAAAAUGAUCAAAGGAAAUUACAACUUGGACCUAAUUGAGAAGCUAGGAGGACACAUACCCGAGUGGCUCUUCUCGCUUUUGAAAACUGAACAAUUUACCUGUUUUCCUUGUUAAUUUCCUUUCUGCAUUUUCACCAUAAUUUGACUGCAAGAUAAUAAAUAUUCAAGGAUGUUUAGGUGCGUGGUUCUAGGAGGUGAAAAGACUACUAGUUUGUAUUAUUUCAGAAGAUAGUUGAUUGACUGUAAAAUUUGUUCAUGAAAAGAUGUUGGAAUGUUGAUAUUCUUUGACCAUUUGUUUGAUCCAUGACUAAUUGGCUCCCUCGCUUUUUUAAUGUUCCCUUAAUGCAAGUUUUUCCAAUGUUUUCCUAUGUCCUGUUGGAUGAAUAGGACUGAGAUGAUGCUAAAGAAGAUGUUGCAGUAGAGGAACCAAAACAAGUGAUUUUAGCUGAGGUUUUUGAAAAAUCAAUGAAUCUGGUUGCCGUUUUUAGGAUUGUUAACAGCCCAACAGGUAUUGCUAGCUCUUCCUUCACUCAAACUAUUACACUAGUUGCUAUUUUUGAAUAUGUACUAUUGCCAAGUGACAUUUGUUGUCCCCCAUGAUUGCAAGUUAGCUAUAGUAUAUGUGCAACUCCUCCGAAUUGCCGAUAUUAGAAGACAUGAAAUCACAUGUUUUUACCUUGACAAUUUCUAGGUUUCCAUGCAUGUUUCAUGCAUCAGUUAUGGUUGCUUGGGAUAGAGUUCGUGGCAUGAAGAUUUUGUUUACAUGCAUCAGUGAUGGUUGUUUGGGAUAGAGUUCGUGGCAUGAAGAUUUUGUUUACUAGAAGAAGGAUGAAAUUUCAAAACGUUGAUUCUAUAUAGACUACUUGAUGUCGACCAUCAUAUCAUAGAAGGAAUAAUGAGAUAGUUUUUUGAGCAGUAGAGAUCUAGCUAUUACUGUGAUGCAUAUUGUAACAAUAUUAUAGAAUAAUUAUUGACUACAAGAUUUUAUACUCUUUAGACUGUUAAUAAUAUUUUGUAAUUGGUAAUGAGAUCAUAAAUAAUUAAUCUUGUAUUAGGUAUUGUAAUUCGUCAUAGGAAAAUACUGUGAUCGUCGGUUUGUAAUUAGCCAUAGUAAAUUACCGUGAAAGUGAUAGACAUUUAGUCACGGUAAAUACCAUCUUAAAAGAAGUUCAUACUGUUUUUAAAUGUAUUUUUUUCUUAGAUAUGUGCUCCAAAGUUGACAUUAGGCACAAUGUUUCUUGUGAUUAAUAGGUACAAAUAAGCAUAGGAAACUACACCGUGACUAGUUCUAAUUAGUCAUGGUAUACAAUUAGUCAUGGUAUACAAUUAGUCACGAAACUUUAUAUCACUGUAAAUGUCCCGUGACUAAAAUCAAUAAUCAAGGAAAAAUGCUUUUAAGUCCAUGAUUUACCAUGAUUAAAAGACCUUUUCCCUAUAGUGCAUGUAAAACGAGACUCGUAAUCUUAUAACAAUAUGCAAAAGGAAGUUAAGCAAUUACAAAGACGAAGGAACAUAUACAAAUAGUUGAUGUGAGAUGAAGCAAUUUUUAGAAGCAGCCGACCACUUGAGCCAUUAGGUCGACCUAUGAGCCAUUAGGUCGACAACUUGUUGAUCGUAGCAAAACAUACAAUAGUGUAUACAUUUUACCACAUAUGCUUACAAGUCAACCAUUUUUUCCAAGUCAUGGUGACUUUCAAAUAACCGUAAUAAAGUCCGAAACAUUGUAGAGAAUAUCACUUAUAAGAGGUAUUGACCGGGCCAAGACGAUUUGUAGCUUGGGGCAUGGCCUCCAAGAACUAUAGAUGAGUGGCAUUAUGGUGAGAUAUCCAUUAUCAGUAAGGUAGUAAAUAUGAAUUUGGAAUAUGAAAUUUGUGCAGAAUAAAGUAUACAAACGAGUUAUGGGGCAACAUUCAAUUUGCAAACAAUAAAUUUAUUUUUGAUUAUUUCAAACAAUAUGUGUGUGAAUUAAUGUCAUUUAUUUGUCGUAUUUUUUAUAAAAAUUGACACUCUCUGCGUUGAAUCGUGACUUUCCCCUUGCAAAUAGGUGUAUGGACUCCUAACAUCAUAGAUAGUUGAGUAAACGAUUGUGCUGGCUGGAGUUUAUAUCAGUUCCUCUUCAUAAAGAAAAAACCUUAAAUUAUAGUUCUAAACUUACAAUAUCUAUAAUGACAAGGUUAAAGAAACCGUAUAGAAGGUUAUACCGGAAUAGUGAGUGGUAGGGUAUUUUAUACAAAAAUCGUGGUUUAAUAAUGAUUGAACCAUUUCCUAUCGCUAUAACUGUCUACCAUUUUGAGUUCGGUAUCCGGUAUUUUGAUCCGACAGGACGGUACGAUAAAGUUUCCUAAUGCAGCCUUGUUCAAUGUAGCUCAAUCUACCUUUAGGAUGUUAGAGAUAUAAAUUAAGUGCCAUGUUGAUAUAAUGAUACAAAAAUUAGAUUUUUCCAUGCAUGUUCUUACUUCUUCGAUCGCAUAGCAAGCACUCCAAUAUUGUGGUUUUAGUUCCAUGUUUCAGUGAUUUUUCAUUGGGGUCAAAACUCAAAACUCAAGUCUGAUGCUCAAUUCCCUCCGCAAUAUGGAGGACCAUGUCGGAGGAAUCGGCUAUAGCCAUGUGGAACAGAUGGACAGAACUAUAGAAGUCAAACCCUUAAAGUUGUCUGAGACUACUUGUUUUGAUUUAUUUUUAUUAUGGCACUAAAACAAAGAAGCGAAAGGGAAUAACGCUGACACAAACACAAAAGAAGAGAAAGGAAAUAACGGUGAAGAAGUCCACCAGUUUACGGCCGCGUGAGUCUCCUGCCCACAAAAUGGAUCCAAUAUGGCAAAGCAAUGCCUAGAUUCGAUCGGCCCACGCUAAAAUAUUUUCAUCGGCACUUAAAAAAAAAAGUUAAUUGAAAACAUGGAAUUUUUUUAAACUCGUGUUAUGUGACAAUCCAAACACCAUAUCGGUAAUACAAGAGAAUAAACCCUUAUAUAUAAGUGUUUAACAAAUUAAUUAUUAGUACGAGGUUUUUUGGGGAAGACACCCAAGAGUAAAACCAUACGGACUUGGCCCAAAGUGGACAAUAUCAUACUAAUGGAGCGGCCCGAUUUUGACAAUUGGUAUAAGAGUUGGUUUUGGUUCGGAGCGGUGGACGUCAGUUUGGUGGGACCCUCAUUCAGUGACCUCGGGUAUUGAGAUCCGCGUCUGUUUGGUGGAUCCAGGAGAGAUCCACGUUUGUUUGGCAUAUCAAAGAGAGUUCUGGGUCUGGAAAAAUCCUUGUACCGAGAAGCUCAUCGAUACAAGGUGUCUGACGGAUCAAGAUAAUCGCCGAGGGGAUGACACAAAUUCGUGGUCCUUAUCUUGAGGGGAGGAUUGUUAUGUCACAAUUCAAGUACCACAUCGGUAAACAAGGGAAGGAACCAUUGUAUAUUAGUGUCCACAUAGCCCAAUUAGUACGAGGCAUUUUGGGGAAGACACCCAAGAGUAAAACCGUGCGGGAUUGGCCCAAAGUGGACAAUAUCAUACUAAUGGAGCGGCCUGAUUUCGACAAGUGGUAUAAGAGUCUGGUUUUGGUUCGGGGCGGUGGACUUCAGUUUCAUGGGACCCUCAUUCUGUGACCUCGGGAUUUGAUAUCUGCGUCUAUUACUCUAUUUGGUGGAUCCAAGAGAGAUCCACGUUUGUUUGGAAGAUCAAAGAGAGUUUUGCGUUUGGGAAAAUCCUUGUACCGAGAAGCUCAUCGAUACAAGGAGUUUGGUGGAUCAAGAUAAUCGUUGAGGAGAGGACACGAAAUUUGUGGUCUUUGUCUUGAGGGGAGAAUUGUUAUGUCACAAUUCAAGUACCACAUUGGUAAUAUACGGGAAGAAACCCUUGUAUAUUAGUGUCCACCUAGCCCAAUUAGUACGAAGCCUUUGGGAAAGAUACCCAAGAGUAAAACCGUGUGGGCUUAGCCCAAAGCGGACAAUAUCGUACUAAUAGAGCUGCCCAAUUUCGACAAGUGGUAUCAGAGUCUUGUUCGGUUUGGGGCAGUGGACGUCAAUUUGGUGGGACCCUCAUUUGGUGACCUCGGGAUUUGAGAUCUGCGUCUGUUUGGCGGAUCAAAGAGACUUCUGCGUUUGGGAAAAUCCUUGUAUCGAGAAGCCCAUCGAUACAAGGUGUCUUGCUAAUCAAGAUAAUCACUGAGGUGAGGACACGAAGUUCGUGGUCCUUGUUUUGAGGGGAUGAUUGUUAUGAGACAAUCCUAGUACCACAUCGGUAAUAUAAGCAAAGAACUACUUUGAUAUAAUAGAGCAUAGUAGAGCUACUUUGGAUUGAAUCAACUGAUUUUAAUAAUUCGAGUUGUUGGGAGUUAUUUAUACAUGAAUUUUAUAUCACUUCUUUGUAUACCCUCUCAAAAUAAAGUCGGCUCAUCAUGGACUUAAAUUUGUAAUGACCCAUCAUACUAUAUGUUUAACAAACUGUUAAUAUAAUGUCAUAAACAACUGAUCUCAAUAACUUGAGUGAUUGAGAGAGUCCGUAACUCAUAUCACUUCCUCGUAAAGAUAUCAAGUACUUCAAGAAAAUCAUAUCAAAUUCACUAAAAGCUUUUGGCAACAUUACCCAAUGGCUUUGCUUGGUUUACAAGAUAUUUCCUCAAGUUAAGGCUUAGAUCUGGCCUGCCUCUAGAAUUCAUUUAGAGAUGCUUGGUACAUGUGUGGUUAUAUCCAAUAAAAACAUCAAGGUAAUCGCACAUAAUGGCCGGAGUCCAGGUACAGGAAUGCAUGCCCCAGCAUGAUGUGACUUCACUAGUCGCCCAAAGGAGGGCACCUACUCCACGUGUGUAUGUUUAGCCCACUUGGGUUAGCGUUACAUAUUUGCUUAGAAGUCAGGUUAGUUUAUCAUAUUUUCUACUUCUAGGAUCAUGUGGAUUGUAUUUGUUACUUAGUAUUUAUUGAGUUUAUUGGCUAGAGUUAUGUACGAAUGGUUUGGUUUGCCGAAAGAAUGAAGUUGUAUUUUUCUCCUUGUUCCAACUUUUAUCGUGUUGUAGAGGUCUAAUUGCAAACUGUAACCAAAAGAUCCACAGAAUAUUAAAAGUGAAGCGAGACAGAAUUGAAAAAGCUGAAUAAUUGUUGAGGACUAUUAGUCAAAAGGCUAGAACUAAGCGACUAUGCAACCGAUGAAGGCAAAACACCAUAAAAACUCUAGACAUGUCCUCCUCCAUCCAUGUGUAGAUCAUUUUAGAAUAUUUGGUUGUGUGAGUUACAAUAAUAUUCAUGAUCAACCAAGAAGGAAUUUGGAUAAUAAAAGCGUGGUCAGUGUGCCACUUUCUUGGAUUAUCACCUGAGUCCAAAUCUUAAAUGCUUUACAAUCGAGCUAAAAAAAGAUAGUGAUUAGUCUAAUUUCAACCUUUUACAUACCGUUUGGUAUAAAUGAAUUCCUUAAAUUUUGAAGAAUUCAUUUGAAAUGAAUUUUUUUUGUGUUUGGUAUUUAAUUCAAUUCUAAAUUUUGAAUUCUAUGGAAUUGAAACUAGUUAUAGCAAUUCCGAGGAAUUGAGAUGGAAUUUCCAAAUGAAUUUUACAAAUAUUU